AUGGCACAGCGUGUGGAUCCCGUUAGUGAUGCAUUUCGAUGCUAUGAGUGGCUUCCUCCUGUGAGGUGGAACAGGUGUCCACCUGUGAGGUUUCUCACAAAUGCUUAUCUGCGGGAAGAGUCUCCUAACAGUCACGUAGUUGAGCAACGUGUUGAAUGGCUAUAUGCACUUGAUGUGCAUUGCAACUCUUUCUUUCCAGCAUUCAUUUUGCUCUAUGUGGUUCAUUACUUCGUUUCUCCUCUAUUAGUCGCCCAUGGUUUUUUCCCAGUUCUGCUAUCAAAUCUGCUUUUUAUGGUGGCUAUUUCUUACUACAACUAUCUUAACUUUUUAGGAUAUGAUGUACUGCCAUUUCUGGAUAGAACAACUUUCUUCUUGUAUCCAAUUGGUCUUGUCAUCAUUCUAUCCCCUCUUUUGAUCCUGACCGGCUUCAAUCCUACAAGAUAUCUUAUGAGCAUAUACUUCAGAUCAUAACUUGACAUUGAAGUUAAUCAGUCUCCCAACUUUUUUGAUUUCACAAAAUCCAGAUGAACAGCAACUAUUCUAUCAAGCAAGACGCUUUAAUGUAUCAGCCUUUACAUUAAGCCUUUUAUUCCCCUCUUCUGAUACUAGUUCAGUUUUACUCUGUAGAGCUACAUGUCCACUAUACUAUAUUGUUUAGAGCUACAUGUCCACUAUAUAUAUAUUCUUUUGUUUUGGUAGAUUUUUGAGGUUAGUCUGUAUAAUUGAAGAUGAUUUUUAUUGGCUUAGUGAUCUCAACUGGGAAUUGUUUGCAAUA
Dendrobium catenatum is the source of this 775-nucleotide messenger RNA. RefSeq names its product protein unc-50 homolog. The record is from RefSeq and is a predicted model, not a curated record. Gene Ontology annotation, cellular component: Golgi membrane. The transcript is spliced from 7 exons. Lineage: Eukaryota; Viridiplantae; Streptophyta; Magnoliopsida; Asparagales; Orchidaceae. The coding region runs from base 1 to 471 and encodes 156 amino acids.